AUGAAUCACGGCGAAGGUUGGAAUUCCGGUGGCCGUCGGGAUCAUAGGGGCCGCUCUCAGGCGACUUGGCAAAAAGUAAACUGCAAAAGUCCGAUUGAUAGGGGUAGAGGGUUUCGAGGAGGAGGAAGAUGUACACAAUCAUUGUCUCGUAGAAAUAACAAUAGUCCAGUGCAAGUGUACUUUGAGAAGUCUAAAAUCUCCAAUGUGGGAUUAGUGGAAAAGUCAGCUCAGCAAGAAGUAAAGUCUGGGGACAACACGGAUGUUUUGCAACCAUCUGCUUCGUCUGUCUCUAGAGAAUGUGAGGAUAUGAAGGGCGGUGGAAUGUCUUGUGAUUUAAUGACUAGGAUGGGGGAUGAUUCGCUCUCUGGCCAGGUGUCUAUGUCUUCUACAAGUGAUAGCAAGGUUGAGAUUUCUAGUGUUAUAGGGAACGCUUCGGAUGAUAGCAACACUAAACUUUUUGAUAUCUACCUCGAGAGGAAGGGGAAUGAACUAAAACCUUUCUUCUUGGAACUGAACAGAGAAAAGAGGAGAGCUGCUAAGGGGUACACUGGGUUUGUUAUUAGACCUGGGAUGGUACAUCUCCAGAACUACUUGUCAUUCAACGAUCAGGUGAUGAUUGUGAAGAAAUUCUGGGAGCUUGGUUUGGGUGAAGGAGGCUUCUAUCAACCACAUUUUCGAGAUGGAGCAUCAUUGCAUUUGAAAAUGAUGUGCCUUGGGAAAAACUGGGACCCUCAAACAUCUCGAUAUGGAGAUACUCAACCACAUGAUGGUUCUGUUCCACCAAAAGAUUCCUUUUGA
Eruca vesicaria subsp. sativa (arugula) is the source of this 798-nucleotide messenger RNA. Lineage: Eukaryota; Viridiplantae; Streptophyta; Magnoliopsida; Brassicales; Brassicaceae. The record is from the annotation of a GenBank genome assembly.